ACACAACAUCAGGUCAGAGCGGGGGGCUCGGUGGUACUAUAAAACCCCCCCAAGACUAUGACUUCCAGUAAAAUUGAGAUGCCAGGGGAGGUGAAGGCAGAUCCUGCAGCUCUGAUGGCAUCUCUGCAUCUGCUGCCUUCUCCCACUCUCAACCUUGAAAUCAAAUACACCAAGAUUUUCAUCAAUAAUGAGUGGCAAAAUUCUGAAAGUGGGAGAAUAUUCCCAGUAUAUAAUCCAGCAACAGGAGAGCAGAUCUGUGAGAUCCAGGAAGCUGACAAGGUUGAUACGGACAAAGCAGUGAGGGCAGCUCGCCUUGCCUUUUCUCUAGGUUCAGUGUGGAGGAGAAUGGAUGCAUCGGAAAGAGGCCAUCUUUUGGAUAAGCUAGCAGACUUGGUCGAAAGAGACAGGGCAAUUCUCGCUACUAUGGAAUCACUGAACAGUGGCAAACCUUUCUUGCAAGCUUUCUACGUAGAUCUUCAGGGAGUCAUAAAAACCCUGAGGUAUUACGCCGGCUGGGCAGACAAAAUCCAUGGAAUGACCAUUCCUGUAGAUGGAGAUUAUUUUACGUUUACAAGACACGAACCCAUCGGAGUGUGUGGACAGAUCAUCCCUUGGAACUUCCCCCUGCUGAUGUUUGCAUGGAAGAUUGCUCCAGCUCUGUGCUGUGGCAAUACAGUAGUUAUUAAACCAGCAGAACAAACACCACUCAGCGCUCUCUAUAUGGGAGCCCUCAUCAAGGAGGCUGGCUUUCCACCAGGAGUUGUCAAUAUUUUGCCAGGAUUUGGUCCAAUUGUUGGUGCAGCCAUAGCAUCUCACGUUGGCAUUGAUAAAAUUGCUUUUACUGGAUCCACUGAGGUAAGAGGAUUCACGGAUAUGUUACU
Messenger RNA from Nipponia nippon (crested ibis), 881 nucleotides. The record is from RefSeq and is a predicted model, not a curated record. NCBI's taxonomy places the organism in Eukaryota, Metazoa, Chordata, Aves, Pelecaniformes, Threskiornithidae.